Porites lobata is the source of this 16851-nucleotide messenger RNA. The record is from the annotation of a GenBank genome assembly. Lineage: Eukaryota; Metazoa; Cnidaria; Anthozoa; Scleractinia; Poritidae.
AAGACUUUGUUCAGCGUGAUAUGGGGAAGAAAAGUAAAAGAAGAGGGCAGCAGAGUCAGGCUGGUCCAUGUUGUUCUGAAGCCUGCUGUGAUUAUGGUGUGGACAAGGAUGUGCUUGUUGCUUGUCAGAAGAUUUUUGAAUGUAAGUAUAGAUAUUUCCAAAAUACCGUAAAGUUCCAAAAGUAACAAGCCCCCUUAUUUCACAUUUAACAGCCUUUUCCUAUCGCUACUUUUGGAGGGUUGCUACUUUAAUUUCAAGAGGUUGCUACUUUUGGGUAACUAAGACGUGUACCAUACAUGGGCCGUAUGAAGUUACCAUAAUAAUAGCACAACAAAUGUGAAAACAUCAACAAUUUUUAUGUGGAAAAACUUACAGUAUUUCACGUUAUUACUUUUGAAAAAAUUCAAAAGAACCAUUUGAUUACGGUAUGGGUAUUCACAGAUGAAAGGAAGACUUUUUGAAAAAAGAGGUGUAAUGUACCUUUAGAGUUACAUGAAGGAAUGUCAAAGAUCAUUAUAACCAAUAAAAUAUACCUUGAAUCAGUUUGAUAACACUUGUAUAUAAUAUAUUAUAAUUUCUGUUAUUUAUAGCAAAAAGGGAAAUUACCUUUGAAGUCGCUAUUUUUGGAGAGUCGUUAUUUGCAAUGGUCACCACUUCUGGCAUUUGCUAACACCUGUCACAUUUUAUCACUACUUUUGAAGGGUUGCUACUUUCAGGAAGUUGUGACUUUUGGAACAUUACAGUAAUUCAGAUGUUUGCAUACUUUAUGGGAGGGGAUUCAAAAUAGGAAUGUGCUACACCCUUUUUAUGGGAAACUGAAAAUGCUAAAUUUUGUGAAUAUGUUGACUCCUUGUUUUUGCAAGUAGGAGUUCAGGGUUGAAACCUCAUAAAAUUGUUUUGUUGCUAAGUUUCAUCAACGGGCCUUUCAAGGUUGAAAGAUCCCUUGCUUUCAGUUACCUUAUUUUUAAUCCUUUCACUCCCACUGAGUGAAUCAGAAGUCUUGUAAGGUGGUUCUAAUGUUUGAAUCUGUGGACAAAAUACUGCAGUGUGACCAUUCAAAUGGAACCUCUCUACCAGUAUGUCACAAAUUAAAAGUUUUAUCUCUCAGCGUGCAAAGAAAGGCGGGUCCGAUAGCCCAGGGCUAGUGAAUUUUGCUAUCAGGCUAGUAAUUUUUGUUCUUAACUUGCCCAACUGGCAAGUGCUGUUUUUGGGGGAAAUUCAAAUACAUGUAAUUACAGAAGGACUGCAAUCAAUCCUGCUAAUCAAAAAGGGUUUUGGAGCUAGUUGAAAUGACUUAUGGGCUAGUACAUGCUAGCUAUAGCUUGCCCAAAUGGCAGGCUGUAAAACUGACUUUCUUUGCACCCUGUCUUUUAAAAUCUUUUUGCAAAGUGAAAUUUGGAAAUUUUGUUGAAUUUUGACCUAAGUCAUCAGGGCUUGAAAAAAAAGAAACUCGAAUGCCAGAUUUUCCUUUGGGCAAGCAGCUCUCAAAUUCUUUAGUUGGAGGAUGACUUCCUUGGACCUUUGCCCAUUGGGCAAGUACUUACAUCGUAAGCUUUAAAAGUUACUUGCCCACCAAGAAAAUCUACUUGUCCUGGACUGCUGGAUGGGACUUUAGUUGAGCCCUGAGUCAUGGGAGUGAAAGGUUAAGGACCUAGUUGCAUGAAAACCAUACCCUAUCCUGUAGCACGUAUCCUGUACAUGUAUCGCUUAGAUAAAGGAGUAUACCCUCCCUCCCCACCUCACAGGAUUUCAAAUCAUGUGGGUCUAAUUGUGCUUAAUUGUCACCUUUUUGUAGUGGUGUCUUUAGACACUCCUGUGUUGCCGACCAAGCAGUGGGAAGAACAUCUAAAGCUCCGCACAUUAGUAGAAAAGAUCAGAGAAAAGCAAACUGGUAUGAUCAGUGUUGAUGUUCUGCAAUUUUGUUGCACUAUUUUAAAUUCAUGUUUGGUGAAACUCAUAUAUUAAGAGGAUCCCAUAUUAAGUGGACAGCCUGUAUUAAGUGUACAUAGUGUCAAUGUGUCUUUAAAGUUUAUUAUCUCUGAAGUGGACAUCUCAGAAUUAACAAGGGCUUUGCAGUUUUCACUGCUACAUAUUACCGUAGCAUAAAAGGUUGUUUAAACAAACAGGUAUCAAAUGAGAAAUUUUGAGACUCACCUAUUAUGCGAAAAUGUUGUUUGGAAAUCAUAGACCAUGUGGAAAAAAUGUCUUGAACUAUGGGACAUCCAAAAUCAACAACCUAGUUCCCAGGGUCCUCUUCUACUCAUGCCCUACUCAUCCCUGGAGCACUGGGGACAAGUUUGAGAGUAAUGAUUGUAUUUAUCAGGUUUCUUAAUGAUUCACUUUGUUUUGCAUUUCAGCUCUAUCACUGUUUGGGGCAUCUGAUCAUUCCAGGCAAGACAAUAUUGCUGGUUUUAUCAAAUGGUUUAAUGAGAAUGGUGGCAAGGCAGAUUCAGUGGAAAUUGAUGACUAUGGACAACAAGGAUUAGGCUUGAAAGCCAUUGCUGAUAUUAAGGUACUAUAAAGUACUAGUUGUACAAUGUUUUUAUACCAAUUAACGACACUGAAGCACACAUAUCAACUACAUGGUAUGGCCAUUACCUUACACAUGCACACAACCAUAUCACCCGGGCAGUGGCAGCCAUGGACAGCUGUUUCACUCUUGUUGGGGCUCAACAGCAUGGCAUAACCGUCGGGUGAAUGAACUGUUUUCCAGUUCCAAACCAACAGCUAACACUUGUUUACAGUGGAGCUGGUGCUUAAAGGAGAGCUUUGCACUCACCUCGGCAGUAAAGGGUCUUUGAUAUGCGUGUUUUAUCCUCACUCAUUGACUGGACUGCUAUGCCAUGCUGAUGAGCCCCAGUAAGGGCGAAACAGCUGUCCAUGGCUGCCACUGCCCAGGUGAUAUGGUUGUGCGCAUGCGUAAGGUACUGGCCAUACUGCGGAGUUGGUACGUGUGCCUCAGUGCAUAUUUUGGUUGUUACAAUGUUUUUGACUGGCAUACUGUCAAAAAAUCCCUCAAAUAACCGGAUAAGGUAUCAGGUUUUUUUAAGAAUUUUUUCUGGGAUGACUAUGAUGACUAGGAUGAUUGGGAUGACUCUGGUGACUGGGGUGACAGGGGUGACUACAUGGAGGAUGACAGGGAUGACUAUGGUGAUUAGGAUGACUGGAAUGAUUAGGCAGAUUGUUACCACGAUGACUGUGAUUACUGGAACGAUUGGGGUGACUGGGAUGACUAGGGUGACCUGGAUGACUAGGGUGACCUGGAUGACUAGGAUGACCUGGAUAACUAGGAUGACCUGGAUGACUGGCAUGACUAGGGUGACUGGUAUUGCUGGGAUAAUAGUUGAAUGGGGUGUUUAGGAUGACAGGGAUGACUGGGAUGGCAAGGAAGACUGGGAUGACUGAAAUGACUGGAAUGAAUGGGAUGACUAAGGGACUGGGAUGAAUGGGAUGACUAAGGUGACUGGAAUGAAUGGGAUGUCUAAGGGACUGGGAUGAAUGGGAUGACUAAGUUGACUGGGAUGAAUGGGAUGUCUAAGGGAGUGGGAUGAAUGGGAUGACUAAGGUACUGGGAUGACCAGGGUGACUUGGAUUGCUGUCAUGACUAAGCUGAGUGGGAUGACUAAGGUACAGAUAACUGGGAUGACUAGGGUGACUAGGAUGACUAGGAUGACCAGGGUGACUGAGAUGACGAGGAAAGGUGGGUUGACUGGGAUAAUUAGGGUGAAGGAGUGGCUAGGAUGACUAAGGUGACUGGUAUGACUAAGGUGACUGGGAUGACUAGGGUUGGAUGUAAGACCCCUGGUUGUGAGAUCCCUUGGUUGAAAGACCCCUGGUUGUAAGAACCACUGGAUGUAAAACCCCUGGUUGUUAGAACCCCUGGUUGUAAGACCCCUACAUGUAAGACCCCUGGUUGUCAGAACCCCUGGUGGGAAGACUCCUGGUUGUAAGAACCCCUAGUUGAAAGACCCCUGGUUCUAAGAAAGCAAAGCGUUAUUUUUGGCAGUUCUGUUUGCAUUUGGAAAACAGUAAACAAAGGCGCAACCCAGGGUAGUGUUUCAGGACCUUAUUUGUUCAAUAUAUUUCUUAACGAUCUGGAGAUUAAAUUAGGGAACGAGACACUUGGUUUUAAAUAUGCGUAGACUGUACGAUUAUUGCUCCGGUAUAUGAUGAUAUAGGUCACUCUGCAGACUUAAUAAAUCAGUUUGUACGGUGGGGAGGCCAAAAUAGAAUGAAUUCGAAUUCUACAAAAUGUAAAAAGCUUAUUAUGUAUAAAAAACGACACACUGCUGAGGCCUACAAUAGUAUUUUAGGCAUACCACAGACUAGUACAGUAACCAUUCUAGGUCUCACAUUUCAGCAGAACUGCAAAUUCAGCACCCACGUUAAAGAAAAGUUAUGUAAAGCUAAUAAUUGCUUGUACGUCAUCAGAUGCCUCCGAAAAGAAGGAUGUAGCCAAGCAGAAGUAGACCAUUUAUUCUCUUCCAUAGUUCUACCUAAUAAUUAUUAUUACUUAUGCUUUAUCUGUGUAUGGGGCCUCUGAAGCAGAGCUAACUAUAGCCCAGCAGUUUUCAGAUCAUGUUUUAAACACAGAUACAUAUCCAAGAAAUUAGAGAUAGGUGAAUUACUUAAAGUGCAAGAUCAUAGAAUUUGUAUAAUUUUGUAUAAGAUAUGUAAUUUUAUCUUUUGAACAAUAAAGACACUUUUAUUUUACUUAUUUAUUGAAACUCCUGGAUGUAACACCCCUGGAUGUAACAACCCCUGGUUGUAAGACCUUUGGAUAAAAGACCCCUGCUUGUAAGAACCCCUGGAUGUAAGAACCCUGGUUAACAGGGGGUAACAAGGGGUUACAGGGGGUAACAAGAGGUAACAGGGGUAACAAGCGGUAACAGGGGUAACAAGGGGUAAUAGGGGUAACAAGGGUAACAAGAGGUAACAGGGGUAACAAGGGGUAACAGGGGUAACAAGGGGUAACAGGGGUAACAAGGGGUAACAGGGGUAACAAGGGUGACAAGGGGUAACAAGGGUGACAUAGGGUAACAGGGGUAACAAGAGGUAACAGGGGUAACAAGGGGCAACAUGGGAAAGAGGGGGUAAGAGGGGUAACAAGGGGUUAUGAAGGGUAACAGGGGUAACAAGGAGUAACAGGGGUAACAAGGGUAACAAAGGGUAACAAGGGUAACAGGGGCAACAAGGGUUAACUGGGGUAACAGAGGUAACAAGGGGUAACAGCGGGUAACAAUGGGUAACAGGGGUAGCAAUGGUAACAGGGGUAACAAAGGGUAACAAGGUUAACAGGGGUAAGAAGGGGUAACAGGGGUAGCAAUAGUAACAAGGGGUAACAGGGGGAACAAGGGGUAACAGGGGUAACGAGGGGUAACAGGGGUAACAAGGGGUAACAGGGUUGACAAGGGGUAACAAGGGUAGCAAGGAUGACAAGGGGUAACGAGGGGUAACAAGGGGUGACAAAGGGUAAUCAGGGGUAACAAGGGCUAACAGGGGUAAUAAGGGGUAACAGGGGGUAACGAGGGGUAACAGGGGUAACAAGGGGUAACAGGGGUUACGGGGUAACAGGGGUAACAAGGGGUAACAUGGGGUAACAGGGAUAACAAGGGUAACAAGGGGUAACAGGGGUUACAAGGGUAACAAGGGGUAACAGGGGUAACAAGAGGUAACAGGGUAAAAGGGGGCAACAGGACUCACAUGACUGGGGUAACUAGGGUAGCCAGGAUGAUUGGGAUGACUGGGAUAACUUGGGGCUGGGAUGACUAGGGUCACUGGGAUGAUUGGGAUGACUUGGGUGAUUAGGCUGACUGGGAUGACUUGUAUGACUUUGAUGACUAGGGUGAAUGUGUUGACUGGGAUAACUGGGAUGACUAGGACAACUGGGAUGACUCUGAUUACUGGGAUGACUGAUGACUUGGAUGACAAGUGUGUCUGGAAUGACUAGGAUAUUUUUUAACUGAGAUGACUAGGUUGAGAAUGCACCCAAAAUUGAGUGGUGAGAGGGGAAGUGGGCAGAAGGGUUUGGAAAAUUGUGCAUAGCAUAGUUCUUGCUACUUUACUGUGCAUGACAGCUGACCAGGUAUUUCAUUGGUUGAAACAAAAGAAAUACAUUCAUUGUCAGUUCUACAAAGCAGGAGGAAAAAGGCUAUGGGUGACUAGAAAAGUACAUAGAUAAAAAAAAAUGGGAGUCAGAGUCUUCCAUGAGCAUUAAAAUUGUUCAUGUCACAAUGGGUGUGGUUUCACAUAGGUGCAUAAACAGAAGCUGUAAAACCCUGUUAUUACAGAAACCAGAAGCAGAGUUGUAUGGACUCCUUAUGUGCCAUGAGGCACAAAGAGGAUAGGUGAAGGUGUGAAGGUGAUGUGCACAAAGUACAUUUGUAACUGCAUUAUCUGCAGUACAGUAUUUUUCUGAAUGGUUGCCUUACUUUCAGAGUGGAGAGCUUUUUGCCUCAAUACCAAGAAAACUGAUGAUGUCAGCAGAGACAGCGCGAAAUUCAGAAUUAGGUACAGUCAUGUGGUUUAACACUUGUAGUCUAAUUCGGUCAGGGCACCAGGCCUCAGUCAUUGAAAUGGUGGAUAAUGCUAUCCACCGGAUACAUGUAAAUCUCUAUUCAGUGUAUAAUGUUAUCUGUUUCCCUAAUGCUUAUACUAGGGGUUUUUUGAGUGGAUGUUGCUAUCCACUGGGGCCAGGGUAGAUAGUAAGUAAGUAACUAAGUAACGUUUAUCAAUGUGUAGGUUAUCGGAUGUGGUUUUGCUGCAGAAAUGCCUCACGUUAGAACAGUAGUCAAAAUGGGGCGCAAUUAAUGUUUUUCCUUAUAUCAAGGGGUAGAAUGUUUCUCAAACGUUUCAAUACUGCAAGCUGUUGGGAUACCUUUCUUGUCGCAUUGGCGAUCUGUGUAUCGAAUUUCAGCUCGUUGUCAAUAGUGACACGAAAGAGAGUGAGGUCUUCACGCACUGGUAUCGUUGUAUUAUCACAAUGGAACUUUGAUUUCAGAGUUUGUAAGUUGCCCAUGACCACAGCUUGAUAUUUUGAAUGGUUCCGUUGAAGAACAAAAUCAAACUGUCAUUCAGUAUUAACCCUUUAAGACUCAAUACCCAGAUACAAAUUCUCCAAACCGGUCUCUAUCCAUUUUCAUAAAGAAUAAGUUGUGAGAAUUUCAUAAAAGAUCAGAGCAUUUUCCCUUAGGUGAUCAAUUUCUUUAUUCUCACAACCUUUUCUCUUGAUUUUGUUUUGAUAUUCUUUGGAGAAAAUUGAUGUUUGUCACUCUUGGGGGCUUUUUCUCCACAAGCCAGAAAAUUAGAGUUUCACUAUACAAACCUAUUGACAUAAAUGAUUAUUCUAAGUAUGUUCGCCAAUUACUAUAAUCCUCGUAACUCAGGUACAUCCUUCUUAUAAUCCUUAAAAUAAAUCAUUGUAGUAAACUUGUUCAGGGGCUCUCUCCGUAAAGCCCAAAAGGAUUUGCUGAGAGCUCCUGCCCAGGUAUAAUAUUAUGUUAUAUUACCCUGUAAUUAGUAUUUGAAAGGGCAAAUAAAGAUUGAUUGAUUGAUUGAUUGAUUAAAGGGUUAACCAGAUUUCAUGUGGUACUGUUUGUUAUUCAGUAUUUUCUUGAUUUAAAAAGGUUUAUUAAUUGCAGUUGUUUUAUUUUCUAUUCUGUUGCAGCCCCCCUUAUUGAAAAAGACAAUAUUCUAAGAGUGAUGCAGAAUGCCUGUCUGGUUCUUCACGUUUAUUGUGAAAAACUCAAGACGAAUUCCUUCUGGAAGCCCUAUCUCGGUAUCCUUUACACAGAACAGAAAAAGUCCUGUGUUUUAUAAUUGUCACAUUGCAGUUUUGCUAUAGUGAGCAUAGAAUCUAUCAUUUGGCCAUAGCUAUCAACUUUAAUUGAGCACCAAAAAUGUGAUAAAUGAUGUGUGGUUUUGCAUGUUGUUGUGAUAAAAUGGUUGCUUUUGGCAUUACAUGUAAACAUGUACAGAAAUGCACUAUCACAGCAAUCAAUACCCCUCUUAAUAUUUUCCUCUCCUUACAUCCCCAAAUUAGUUUAAGGCCAUAAAAAGUCCAACUUAUAGUUGUCGCUUUGGUUAAGUUUUAGGUGUGUUCAGUUGGCCUCUUUGUGAAUAAGAAUACCUGGAAUUAGCACCCUUGGGAGGGGUACUCCCUAUAAUGGCCUAUAUGGGGAGUCUCCGCCUGAAAGAGAAAAAUUUCAUUUUGGUCUGUAAAAAGGCACAAGAGGGCUAUCAGAUGUAUUUCAUGGUUGUGGAAAAGUCAAGAAAACUUUCAUGGUUUUGUAAUUUUUUAAUGCUUGAAAGACAGCGCAUUUACAGCAGUUAAAAGGAAUGCAAAGGUCUAAACUAGGUCUGUGAAAGGGUACCAUUUUUCAGUAGAAGGUAUAUGAAAGGGGUAACCUUUCUGUCAAAAAUUUAGUAUAAAAGGGUAAGGGGUCAGAUCUUGGGGUGGAGCCUUCCUGUAUAAAACUUUGUUGUGUACACCCUCUGGGAAUUGACGCUUCUAUCUACAGGAAAACCCAUAUCUCCUAGACGAUCAGACAGAGCCUUUUGAGGGUUGAGGACAAGGUUUUACGUAUAAGGUUUUAGAUAUAAACUUUGUACUAGCAUUAAUUUAUUGUAACUUCCUUGAUCAGGAUUGUAUUUUAGAUAUUCUUCCGACUUCAUAUUCAACCACAUUGUACUUUAGUAUUGAUGAGAUGCAGGACCUAAAAGGCUCCCCAGCAUUUGGUAAGAAAUUCAAAUUCAUGUAAUGUUAUCAGUACAUAUAGUGCGUAGUACAUAGUACAUAUCUUGACGUCCACUGCACGAAUACGACCUGAAACCUCCUAAUGCCUCGUUUUAUGGAGGACGUGAACAUAUGACGACGAAUUUUCCUUUCUCUUUUUGAACCUGGAUAAAGUCCUUAAGAAUUCAACUCCAUGAAAAAUCGCCCACAUUUGACCAAAUAAGUCGGUCCAAAUAGACUCGAUAAGGUUUUAAAGGACGCAAAUUCCUUUUUUUAGCGACGUUUUUCACUGCCCUCGUCAUCGUCGUUGCUUGUACUGACAACUUUGGCUGUAGAAUCAAAUUCACUCUUGUAUACAGAGCAUUAUUUUCAAUUCUGCGAGUAAACGACUACAAGCCUGAAUCUGACCUAUACAUGUAAACGGCGUCAGUCUAUAUAAUACAGCUGUCAAAUGCAGCGAAACCGAUCAGAUAAAACUGAGUCAUUUCUCUGAAUGAAUGCCCAAGUUGCAAACACUCCAGUUAACGUAUAUGGAACGUAUUAGACUGAGCCUGAGCACAAGGUCAUGUGACCUACAAAGUUGGGCCUGGGAGAUAACAAAACAGGGCACCCAGCUGCUACGUUUUCCUCAACUGAACCUGGCAUAGCAAAUUCUCCUGCUAUUAUAUGUUUCAGGUGAGGCGCUGAAAUUGUACAGAAAUAUUGCUCGUCAAUAUGCUUAUCUCUAUCAACGAAUUCAGCAGGUUAGUGGUCUCAAAAAUUUGAUUUUAUCUCAAGCUUUUACAGUGUAACUUAAAAUAGGUAAUAUAUCCUUCCGCGGUUUUUUUUUUCCACUAGCGAGGAAGCAGUAAGUAGCUGUAAGCGAAUAUCCAUCGACACUCUCGGAAAGACGGCCUUAAAAUGUGGUAACUUACCAAGUUUAACGGUGAUACGUCCAAAGCGAGCGAAGAUAUUACCCCACAAGGUCGCAAAAGUUUUCAGACGUUUGUUUAGGGGGGGGGGGCACGAACAUGCUCCCCACCGUGAAAACGUCUGUAAAAUUUCACGACUUUGCGGUGAGAUGUGUUCAUUAGUUUUCAACAAAUCAGUUUCAAACUUGGCAACGUUACUGAUUUUAACUCGUUCUUUCCAGCCGUGUUGACGAAUUUUCGCUACAAAAGUUAAAAAACACCGUGGAAGGAUCUGUUGAUUCCUUCAAGGCAAAAGCUGAAAACACUAUUGCGGAAUUGCACAUAUUUAAGUCAUCCUACUGAUGAACAGUUACGACACGUACAUAUAUUUUUUAGCAGCUACUAUAAAUUGAAGUCUGUCCACUCUGAAUUUAUUUAUUUAUUUAUUUAUUUAUUUAAUCGCUUUCACCAUGAUUACAAUGCUAAAAUAAGACUAGGAAAAAAAACAUGUGAACAAGUUUUAAGAACUAGAGACGGGGGUGCGGGAUACACAACAGAGCGAGGCUCCAAAUUAAGUGUGCCUUUGAGAAAAAUACACAAAUACUAACUACGUAAACAUUUUAAGAAGUAUAAAAAUCUUAUUUCCAAAAAAGAUAAGAACGAAUCACUCCCGCAGCCGAUAAAAAGUCUCGGUAGCAGCAGUUGCCAGCUAGCACUAGCAUCCUCAAAACCACAGAUAAGAAAGAUCAGAGAAGCAAUAGAGAUUCGAUACCAGACGACGAACGGGCACGCCCUUACAGCACAUAUAAUUUACGAGGUCAUUCUAUCACGUGAUAUUAUUUUGUCAUCAUAUGUCACAUGACGAAUUUCAGCGAACGUAUUUCGUUUGCCAAAGACAGAAAAGGUGUUAAAAGCUUUGGUAGUAAAGAUUUUUUAUAUCCUUAUGAGUAACUAAUGGAUUGCAGCAGCGGAUUAGCCAAUGAAUGCAGCCUCUGCAGGGGACGUUUUGCGAAAUGUCCCAGUGGCGGAGAGAAAUUAGUCUGCUACAUAGCCGUUUUUAGGGUCGUCAAAGAAGGCUGUGUAGCAGACUAAAGGGAAACGAGAGGCGCUUGUAUUUGCAGGCUAGAAUAGGAUCGGAUGCCAAUAUUUUCACUACUAAUUAUUGUGUUGUUUCUUUGAUUACAGUUUUGUCCAGAGACAGCAAAGCUCCCAUUGAGAAACCAUUUUACUUUUGACGACCAUAGGCAAGUGAUUUUUUUAAUGAGCGCAUUUCUUUAGCUUAAACAACAGGCACGUUUGUGAUGUUCAAGUGUCCUAGGUUGAGCAAUCAGCAAGACAUAUGUGUUAAUAACGUGAGUGCGUUAUAAGGCAUGGAAGUUCUUCUUCCUAAUAAUGAGGGUAACAUAUUAAAGUUUCCUUUUUUCCCCAGUUUUUUUUUCUGGUUUUUGUUAGUACUCAAACUGCUGUCCAGGUAGCCUGGUUGGAAGAUUGCUCGUCUUCAGAGCGGAAAGAUGACAAGGAUAGAAAGAAUAUACCCUUUUUUUUCUUGAACGCGAGAACACACCUGUCCAUGUUAAAAACGACUACAGUCAAACCUGUAUUGAGUGAACCUGUAUUUAAUAGUCACCCGCUAAAGAUCGUUUUCACGUGACGUCACGGUAGCCAUAUUGGUGUAUAAAACAAUGAAACGGCGGCCAUGUUAUGUACCCGAAACAAUCCUGGGGAAGUUGAACUCUUUUGAGUUUUCUCAUGUAAAAACUUUUUUUUGUUCCAAGAAAUUUGCACAGCUGCUAACCACGCGACUGAAAACAAUCUAUUAAACGGUCACUUGCCAACAUCCCGGAAAUCAUUUCUCUUAACUGCUGUUACACUGACCAGCGGCCGUCGAGCUAUCAAGCUUGCCGUUUUCCCGUUGAAGUUGAACAUGAUGCUGAGUUCUAUUGCAAAAUUGCAGCAUAACUUGCUUUAGAUCUUUAGGUACAACUACUUUCUUGGGGUGUCUUCAGUUUCAGUAGUAGUGACAAGGGGUUAAAGUUAUCGAAUCUUCUUUCUCUUUUUGUACAUCUCAGAUGGGCAGUCUCAACUGUUAUUACUCGUCAAAACAAGAUUCCCAGCACCACAGGAGAACCAACACUGGCACUGAUUCCAAUGUGGGAUAUAUGCAACCAUAGUAACGGCACAGUAGGUGUACAGUGUAUUCACAGUUGUGAACAUCAGUCUUUAUUUCUGUGUGGGUCUAAUCAAAUGGUGACGAGUUAAAUCAGGAAAAAUCAAGAAAUAGUUUCAUGCGAGUUUUAUCAAAUACAGUUGAACCUCCACUAACGGCCACCUCUCUACAACGGACACUUUUUUGUCCCCGUGGACGAAUAAUCCAUAUUGACUCUUGUUUAAACAUGUCUACAAUGGCCCCUGUUUCUGUCCCCAAGGUGGCCGUUUUGGAGAGAUUUAACUGUUCUAGAAUUUGAGAAAACACAAGGGACAUUAUUUUCUACUUUCACGAGUAUACCAUUUGAUUACUAAUUACCUUUUCCUCUUUUAUUUUAUCGAGAAUUCCGAGACUUCCGAGCGUGCCGAAUGUUCACAAUUUUACUUGUAAAUUUGAGUUAAAAUCAAGUUGUAGGUUAAUUUAAAGGGGCCACGUCAAGACUGUCUUGUUGCCAACGAGCAGCUUCGCGAAAACGCGAGGCUGCGAGGCGGUAGCAUAAGAAAGCCGUGCGCAGAAGUUCCAAGGCAGAAUGAAUCUCGAAGCGAUGCAACGUAAGGCCGUGUAAGGUAAUUUUUAUGACGUAAAGCAGAACAGAGAAGGCACUGUUUUCGAGCGAACACGUGCGCAAAAGUUCCAAGGCAAGUGUAAGGUAACUUUUAUGAGAUGAGUGCGUUACAUGACGGUAAAUGACUAACCUUGAACACGCGCGCGCGUAUAGGUAAAAUCUUUGCUCGUUGGCACUUAGCGACACGUGUAUGGAACGUUAGCGACGAAAUUACUUGCAAACGACUAAAUCACGACUUCAUGUCAAAGAAAUCAGAUGUCUCUUAAACGUUAUAUAAAGUUGAAAACAAUAGAAACAAACUUUGAAAAACUGUUCGGCUAACAAGUUUUCACUAAUCACAGUUGCAAUCCGUUUUAUUCUUCUUCAAGGUUGUCCUUCCCGGCGUGCCUCCUUUUGUAUGUGCUGUGUUAUUUAUACCUUAUUUUCCUGUUUUGAGCGGUUAUUUUUAUGUUUCGCUCAAUUUGGUGGCAUUUCCUACUGUUUAAAUUUUGAUAAAUUUCCUGACACUGCUAGUUUAAGCAGCCGGAGAAAACAGCCGACAUUUGGCGACGCUACCACUGGUUUCCCCGCCAAAUGACGUCUGAGAAACGAGCGCAGAAAUUCCAUGCUGAUGACGCGUCAGAUCUGGGUAGUGUAAAUUUCCCACGCGGCACGACCAAUCAGAAACACUACCCAAAUUUGGGUGGUGACGCGUCAUCAGUAUGGAAUUUCUGUGCUCGUUUCUCAGACGUCACUUCGCGAGGAGACCAGUGGUGGCAUCGUGAUAUGUCGGCUGUUUUCUCACGCUAAUAAAUUUCUUGACUUUGUAGCUAGUUUAAGUAACCGAACAAUUUUCCUUAGAUAACUACAGGUUAUGUUGUGGCUGAAGACAGUUGUCAAAGCUUUUCCAUGAAGGAUUUCUCAGCUGGCGAACAAGUGUACAUAUUUUACGGCGAGCGAUCAAAUGCAGACCUGUUGGUUCAUAAUGGUUUUGUCUAUGAGAGUAAUAGCCAUGACAGAGUCACCAUACAGCUUGGAGUCAGCAAGAGUGAUCCAUUGUACUCUUUGAAGGAAACACUUUUAACUGCCCUAGGAAUGACUGCGUAAGUUGUCAUGCAGCACAAAGUCGCUAUGAAAUCAUUAGGCAGAUUUAGAAAGACGACAUGACGAGAGUGAAAACAAGUUCAACGCUCGCAGAAAAAGCAUCAGUUGAAUCUCGUUUACAGCAAGGAGCCCAAACGUGCGACCGCUUUUGAUUUAUUCACAUUCUUUCGUACAGAUUUAAUCCAGUCAGAAGCUAAACGGUCCUCGACUUCUGAUUGGUUAAUGUCUGCAUGAAAGAUUGUGAGUUAAUUAAAGGAGGUCACACUUUUGAGCUCCUUGCUGUAACAUUUACACGCGACCUUCCCUGCAUCGUCUCUGUUGUAAAAUUUGCUUCCAUGCGCACGUGAACAAUACGCGAAAGUGAAAUUCCACCGUUAGACGGUAUUGCCAAGUCGAUCCCGUUGUUCAUGUAAAAGGAGGAAAUUUGCAGCUGAAUUCACUCUUAGCGGUUUUAAUUAAAUUUAAAGUCAACGCUUUUUUUUAAAUCCCUCUGUAAUAAGAGCUUUUGAAGUAAUCUGUAUUUAACGGGGAAAGUAGCCUACUUCUCUGAGCGAAGUAGCCGUCGCUUUUCGUCGUCAGUCGGUUUUUACUGGAAGCACUUCCCUCUUCUCUCAGUACUGUAUUUACCAAGACACGACAGUGUAUUCAAAGUGAUUUCUUUACUUGCAGUUCGUUUCAUUCCUAUACUGUUCUGUGUGGCUGUGAGCCGUUUGGUCCCGAAUUGGUCGCAUUCUAUAAUCUAUAUUUAGGGGGAGAAGUAGCCUACUUCUCUGAGCGAAGUAGCCGUCGCUUUUCGUCGUCAGUCGGUUUUUACUGGAAGCACUUCCCUCUUCUCUCAGUACUGUAUUUACCAAGACACGACAGUGUAUUCAAAGUGAUUUCUUUACUUGCAGUUCGUUUCAUUCCUAUACUGUUCUGUGUGGCUGUGAGCCGUUUGGUCCCGAAUUGGUCGCAUUUCUUAGAGUCUUUUGUAUGAAAGAAGGUGGGUCGUUUUUAGUUUAGUUGGAAACGGUUUUUUAUAUGAUUGCCCAACACCCCGUCCACGUAAAGAGGUGUGCCUGACCUGUUUACAAACUUAAAAAUGGCGGCAAUGGACGAUAACUUGGUUGUCACUAUUAAGCUACGUGCAAACGGACGCAACAGCCUCCAACAAGGUUGGUUGCUGUUGUGCCCGUUUGCACGUAGCUAAACGUUUGACCGGUUUCAAACUUUGCGCAACAACUCCCAACAAUACGCAACAACAUGCAACAGAGUGUGCAAACGGACGCAACAUGUAACAUCCAACUGCGUUGGGAGUUGUUGGCCAACAAUGUUGCGUCCGUUUACUUGAGGAUUUACAGCACAUGCAAAGAAGAGAGUGUAGCUCGUGAGUAAACUCGGUAUUUUGGCCCAUAGGCGCUAGAGUCGAGCAAAGCGAACAAAAAAAGGUAAAGCAACCAGUAUUUUACGUCGGUAUCACGUGACAGUAAUUCAACUUGUAAAGUUGAGGUCGAUGGUGCGCUCAUUUUACCCCCCUCUCUCCAUCAAUGUUCUGUUUUAAGGGUAUUAAAAGCUACUUCAAGCUACACAGAAGGGAGGGACGUCGAAACAAGGAUUUGAUGUCACCGGCGAAUUCGGGACUUUGCAAACUGAAGGACGCGCACUAACCAGGUGUGCCACCCUGGCUUCUAAAUCGCGAGGGAAUUGCCUUCCCUUUCGCACUUGAAAGCCCAAAUGGAGACCUUGCUAGCAGGCUAAAACGGGUGUAACUUUGUUUUGUUGUGUUUCAUCAAUUUUACAGAUGAGUUAACAGGAUGGCUUGAGAAGGCUAACGAAGCCAGCUGUGAGCUGAGCAAGCUGUCAGAUUUCCGGUCGUCCGUUUGCAAGGAGGAGACUGAGAUCAAGUGUUGGCAAUUUCUGGAGACUCGAUUGUCUUUACUCUUGGGACAAUAUAGGACAACAGAACAGGUGAGUUAAUUGUGUUAAUCUAUUUUACUUUUGCUAGAUGCCGUAAAAGACCACGGGAUACUUGACACGCAGCUCUGGCAAGAAAACAGCUUUCUAUUCGCCACUUUAGAAACGAGAAGGGAACUAGUGUCGAAAUGUAUCCCGCAGUUGUUUCUGGGAUCGUUACUGGGGAUGCGCUGGUCAGCUAUUGGUCAAUUUUUUUCCCAGUCCCUAGUAACAGUCCCAGAAGCCUUUGCGAGAGUCAACUCAGCCCAGUCUCCUCCUUGUUUCUAAAGUGGCGAAUUGAGGGAGGGUGUGAGGGGAAGAGUGAAAGCGCGAUAUGACGCGGGGGGUGGGGAGAAACAAAGGGAGGGGAAGGAGGAUUCCUCUUAACACCCAGGCUAAGGAAUUCAAAACAAUGAUUCUACUGCUGAAAACAGUGAACCUGCAAGCUUCCUGAAGGGCGGAUUGCGCAGUAAAUGUGAACAUUCUUUUCUGUUUAGCGAGAAAUUCUGGAGCAGCCCGUGAUCAGAUGAAGUAUUCCAGAUGAAAGGAAAUAUUCUCUGAAAGUCUGUGGAUACCAGAUUAAAGUUAUAUGCCACUCCUCGGCGAUAAUACUGUUUCAAUUCCAAAGCAGUUUCUAUUACUUUUGAAAACCCUCCUAUUUUAUGGAUGUUGGGGGAGGGGGAGGGGGGGGGAGCGAGGGCGGGGGAGUCCGGACCACCCGACUUCCCCCCUCCCGGGGCUCUACCACUGUCCCCUAUAAUUUUUUUUUGUUUUUAUCCAGUGAUGAGACAAGCUUUAAAGAGCUGCGAACUAUAACACCUCUGAACUAUUUCAGCUCCUUUCCCGUGCGUCUCUUUUCACUAUCCAGCGUUCUAUAUUAAACUGAAAAGACCCUGUCCUGUACGUUGAGGUCGUACAAAGCUAAACAAACGCUGCUUUUUCUUGUGCUAAAGUAAUUCUUGUUAAUAUGCUUGUUUGUUUUGUUUGAUCGAUAGGAGGAACGUGAUUUACUGGCGAAUGAAGAGCUUUCACACCACAAGAAACUAUGCAUUCAACUCAAGAGGGCUGAAAGACAGGUUCUACAAAAUGCCCUGAAACGCGCCAUUGAGCUGAAGAAUAGUACACAGUCUGAACUAGAAACUGGUAAAUCCAACGAUUUGAAAACUGACGAAACAAAUUCAUCUGCUGAGUUAAAAGAUGCCAGCCCCCCAAACUCGAACGGAAACAGUGAAAUAAAUGAAACAUUAGCCGCUGUUAGUCAGCUCGAAAUUCAAGGAGAAUAACGGACGACGCCAAAACGACUGUCAACGUUAGAGCAUUUCUUUGUACAGUUUUCGAGUCGGAUGACACUAAAUUUUUAAUUAUCUACGUGUUAACAACCUUUGAUUUUCAUAUUAAGCUAAGACCCCGCCCGAAAUGAUUGAAUAAAUAAAUGAAUGAG